Molecule: messenger RNA, 1720 nt
Organism: Ctenopharyngodon idella (grass carp)
Lineage: Eukaryota; Metazoa; Chordata; Actinopteri; Cypriniformes; Xenocyprididae
Gene: aqp10b
Product: aquaporin 10b
Exons: 6
Coding region: 214-1140 (308 amino acids)
Biological process (GO): glycerol transmembrane transport; water transport
Cellular component (GO): plasma membrane; basolateral plasma membrane
Molecular function (GO): urea transmembrane transporter activity; glycerol channel activity; water channel activity
Source: RefSeq, a predicted model, not a curated record
UAUAACACACUUUAACCACAACAGAUAGUCUGGUGUGAUAAUUAUCUAAUCGGAAGACUAUGCUUUCUCCAAUGUGUUGACUGGGUCUUAUCAUUAGAAAUCUUCUCAAUGGAGCCCUGAGAAUCAUCUGUCUGGAGUCCCGAAUCUCCUGGCCUACUUUUACUCCUAUUGUAAACGAACAGAAAAACACAGAAGGUAAAGAGGGCAGAAAUAAUGGAUCGUCUGCUGAGGAGAUGCCGAAUCAAGAGCAGCUUGGUCAGAGAAUGUCUGGCUGAAUGUUUCGGAGUCUAUGUUUUAAUACUUUUUGGGUGUGGCUCAGUUGCCCAGGUGACGACCUCUAAAAACACUAAGGGAGAGUACCUGUCAAUCAACCUCGGAUUUGCAUUGGGCACCACAUUUGGAAUCUAUAUUGCAAAAGGGGUAUCAGGAGCUCACCUGAAUCCAGCUGUUUCUCUCAGCCUGUGUGCCCUGGGCAGGUUCUCCUGGACUCGUCUUCCUUUCUAUGUGUGGUCGCAGCUAUUAGGUGCAUUUCUGGCUGCAGCAACUGUUGCUCUUCAGUACUAUGAUGCCAUAAUGGAUUUCACUGAAGGGCAUCUGACAGUUAGUGGUGCCACUGCCACAGCUGGCAUCUUCUCAACUUACCCAGCAGACUACUUGAGUCUAUGGGGGGGAGUGGUAGACCAGAUAAUUGGCACAGCCGCUCUGCUAGUAUGUGUUCUUGCAUUGGGAGACCCUCAUAACACACCAGCUCCUCCUGGUCUGGAGCCUGUCCUGGUAGGAGCAGUUGUCCUGGUGAUCGGCAUUUCGAUGGGAUCUAACAGCGGAUAUGCCAUCAACCCAGCACGAGACUUUGGACCAAGACUCUUCUCUUACAUUGCAGGCUGGGGAGACGAGGUGUUCAGAGCUGGACAUGGAUGGUGGUGGGUACCGUUGAUUGUAACGUGUGUAGGUGCUCUUCUGGGUUCGUUACUUUACGAGCUGCUGAUCGGAGUACAUCAUCCAGAGCCAAUGGAUCCUGAAGGCCCGACAGUGAUGGUCCAGAAAACUGUGGAGUUAGAGGGUGUGCAUCCAAAGUUUGACACCAUUAAAGAAAAUGGCAAGGACGGGAUCUUUUCCUUAACCUCAACAUACAUAAGCUAAAGUGAAAAUAAUCUGUCAAACACAUGAUGGAAUCUGAAUUGUUAUUAUUUAUAUAUUAAAUGUAUUUAAUUAUAACUUCUUUUUUUGAAGCAUAAUCAUUAUCACAAUAAUGUCUGGGAAAGUUUUAUGAACUACAUGACCUUAUUGGGGUCUUCUAUAUCAUGUCUAGUAAUUUAGGAUUUUUUUGUAGGUUUAUAAUCAAAUAUAUCAACAAUGACUUUGUAAAAUCCUGAAGGCUCGCUAAUGUCUUAAAAACGUUACUAUUUAAAACAAUGUAGCAAAAUAUCUAUACAAUAUAUACUGUUGAAUUGUGGUGCAGUAAAGACUACUUCAUAUUUUGUUUAAGCAAAAUCAAACAUACUCAAUUCCAGCUCCAAUGAAGCAGUAAAACUGUACAAUAUUUGGUUUUAUGUUACGAUUAAUCAUUUUAACAAUUAACUAACAUCAAUGCACUGUGAACUAACGUAUAAAUACUACUAACGUUAACAAAAAUGUAUAAACUCUGAGUAUUACUUAAUGCACAGACAAAUGAGACCUUACUGUGAAGUUCUAUCUAUAAAUUUUCUACUUAAAAAUGUAU